Molecule: messenger RNA, 1065 nt
Organism: Colletotrichum spaethianum
Lineage: Eukaryota; Fungi; Ascomycota; Sordariomycetes; Glomerellales; Glomerellaceae
Product: mitochondrial nuclease
Exons: 1
Coding region: 1-1065 (354 amino acids)
Biological process (GO): apoptotic DNA fragmentation
Cellular component (GO): mitochondrial inner membrane; nucleus
Molecular function (GO): metal ion binding; single-stranded DNA endonuclease activity; nucleic acid binding
Source: RefSeq, a predicted model, not a curated record
AUGUCCAAAACCACAUCUCUCGCCCUCAUCGCAGCUUUAAGCGCGGGAGGCGGUGCCGCACUUACAGCGACCAUGUACUCGUUCCGCUCUCAGAAGCAACCUACCGCCCCAACAACCACGACCUCUCUUACGUCCUCCUCUUCCGUCCCGGUGCCUAGCACCCAAGUCUUCACCAACCCCAAUGCGCCGCUCCCUCCUGCGCUCGCCGCGCCGUCGCCGCCGCUACCUGGUUCCGUCCCCGGCAGCCCCGUAAACCCAGCCGGUCUCUUUGAGUACGGUUUCCCUGGCCCCGUCGCCGACCUCGCGAGCCGCCACGCCCUCAUUUCGAGCUACGACCGCCGCACGCGCAACCCGCAUUGGGUCGUCGAGCACAUUACCCCAGCCUCCCUCGCCCAGCGUGGUGGCGAUCGCAAGCACAGCGCCUUCGUUGAGGACACCUCUAUCCCCGAGAAGUUCCAGGCCAAGCUCAAGGACUAUUACCGCAGCGGUUACGACCGCGGCCAUCAGGUCCCCGCCGCCGACUGCAAGUGGUCCCAGAAGGCCAUGGACGACACCUUUUACCUCUCAAACAUGUGCCCCCAGGUCGGCGACGGCUUCAACCGCGACUACUGGGCACACUUUGAGGACUUCUGCCGCCGUCUGACCACCCGCUACCCCUCCGUCCGCAUCGUCACCGGCCCCCUCUACCUGCCCAAGCGCGACCCCGUCGACGGCAAGUGGUACACAAAGUACGAGGUCAUCGGCAACCCGCCCAACGUCGCCGUGCCUACGCACUUUUAUAAGGUCAUUUUCGCCGAGGACGGCAAGGUCGGCGGCAACGUCGCCAUCGGAGCCUUUGUCAUGCCCAACGCGCCCAUCCCCAACGAGAAGCCCCUCUCCGACUUUGAGAUGCCCCUCGAGGCCGUCGAGCGCGCCGCUGGUAUCGAGUUUGCGACCAAGCUUGCGCCUCAGCGCCGCAAGAGGCUGUGCACGGAGACGUCGUGCGCCAUCGUCGUCAAGGAAUACGCCGACAGGCAGAAGUCGUUCGGCAAGGGUGGAUCGCAGUCCCGGAGCCCGAGCCCAUAG